AUGAUAGACCAGGUCGAUGGCAUUUUCGUGAAAGAAAAUUCUACUGCCUUACAUAUUGCCGCCUGGAAAGGAGAAGGUGAUGCGUUAACAUUAUUGCUAAAGAAUGGAGCUGAUCCAAACAUAGCCAAUAAAUUAGAGGAAAGACCGAUACAUUAUGCUGCUGUUGAAGGAAAUUUAUAUUGUGUGAAAAAACUGCGUGAGUUCGGUGCCUCCGUUAGUCCAGAAAACAUGCUUUAUAAAUUGAUUAAUAAUGGUAUACUUCGGCGAUCUUUUUAUUUAUUUAUUUUAUUUUGGAUCGGGUACUAUCAUCUAAUGAAGCAAGGGCAAACACCCUUACAUGAAGCAGUCCGUUUUGGACAUGAUAACAUAGCUUUAUGGUUAUUGCGACAAGGAGCUGCUGUUAAUCAUCAAGAUAAUUAUGGCGAUACUCCGUUACAUGUAGCUACUCAACAUAAUUGCCAUGAAAGUAUAUUAAUACUCUUGGAGAACGGAGCAGAUUCGAGUAUCCUCAAUCAGCAAAAAAAGGGAAAGAUAGAAAAACUAUUAAAUAUCUUGGUGGUAAACCGAAGGGAGAAUGUACAAUUAUUUGAUCGUAAAUGGGAUAUCUGCGGAAAUGGAAUGAAAAAUUAUUAUCUUAAUAAGAUUCGAGUUGCUUUAAUAUGCUGUAAAUUAGCCGCUUAA
Messenger RNA from Trichoplax adhaerens, 681 nucleotides. RefSeq lists its product as uncharacterized. The record is from RefSeq and is a predicted model, not a curated record. The transcript is spliced from 7 exons. Lineage: Eukaryota; Metazoa; Placozoa; Uniplacotomia; Trichoplacea; Trichoplacidae. The coding region runs from base 1 to 681 and encodes 226 amino acids. Gene Ontology annotation, molecular function: protein binding.